Molecule: messenger RNA, 1538 nt
Organism: Quercus lobata
Lineage: Eukaryota; Viridiplantae; Streptophyta; Magnoliopsida; Fagales; Fagaceae
Product: protein DNA-DAMAGE INDUCIBLE 1-like
Exons: 13
Coding region: 16-579 (187 amino acids)
Biological process (GO): proteolysis
Molecular function (GO): aspartic-type endopeptidase activity
Source: RefSeq, a predicted model, not a curated record
UGCUUCUUGUUCAAUAUGAGGAUAUUGGGGUUUACGUCCUUAAAAAAACGCUUAUUCCCUAUGCACAUUUUAGAUCCCAGUGCACCUACCAAUAAUUUUAGCUUCAAUCCAGAUGGGUCUGCUGUGAACCCUGGAGCUUUCCAGCAGCAUAUUCGAAGUGAUUCUAAUCUUAUGGCUCAGUUGUUUCAGAAUGAUCCUGAACUAGCACAAGCUGUUCUAGGAAAUGAUCUAAAUAAACUGCAAGACCUUUUACGAGAGCGUCAUCGCCAAAAAUCUGAUUUACGACGUCAACAAGAAGAGGAGCUCGCCCUUCUUUAUGCAGAUCCUUUUGAUGUUGAAGCGCAAAAGAAGAUUGAAGCUGCUAUUCGCCAGAAAGGAAUUGAUGAAAAUUGGGCCGCUGCCUUGGAACAUAACCGUGACGCUUUUGCAAGGGUGGUUAUGUUGUACGUGGACAUGGAGGUUAAUGGUUUCCCAUUAAAGGUAUUGAAAAAGUUGCUCAAGGAUGAUGCCAUAUCCAAAGCAAGGAUUAAUACUGAGGACCGUCGUGAUUACAUGGAUGAUUACCAUGGAUUUUCUUAAUGGAGUAGAAGAGAUUUCAAUACUUUCAUCAGGGCUUGUGAGAAGUAUGGCCGAAAUGACAUAAAAAGUAUUGCUUCUGAAAUGGAAGGGAAAACGGAGGAGGAAGUUGAAAGAUACGCAAAGGUCUUUAAAGAAAGAUAGAAAGAGUUAAAUGAUUAUGAUAGGAUCAUUAAGAAUAUCGAAAGGGGGGAGGCUAGAAUUUCGCGAAAGGACGAGAUCAUGAAAGCUAUUGGGAAGAAAUUGGACCGGUACAAGAAUCCAUGGCUGGAACUCAAGAUUCAGUAUGGUCAGAAUAAAGGGAAAUUGUACAAUGAAGAAUGUGAUCGUUUCAUGAUAUGCAUGGUUCACAAACUUGGGUAUGGGAACUGGGAUGAGUUAAAGGCUGCAUUUCGCACAUCACCCUUGUUUCGUUUUGAUUGGUUUGUGAAGUCUCGCACAACUCAAGAACUUGCAAGGAGGUGUGAUACACUAAUUCGGUUGGUGGAGAAGGAAAACCAAGAGUACGACGAGAGGGAGAGACAAGCUCGUAAAGAGAAGAAGCUUGCCAAGAAUUUGACACCAUGAAAGCGAGCCCUGGCUAGGCAGACUGAGAGUCCCUCUUCCUUAAAGAAGCGGAAGCAAUUGACCAUGGAUGACUAUGUUACUUCAGGAAAGCGUAGGAAAUGAUAUUGAAAUAUAAAAUUAAGAAAUUUUUUUGGGGGAUGAAUCCCCCUUUAAAUUACGGUGUAGCAGUAGUGUGGGCAAGGAGUGCCUCUAGUUUGCGCACUAGUUUGUUAUAUCCCCUUGUUUUUGGAUCAGGGUUCAGAAUUCAUCGUUUCACUGAUGGAAUUGGUAAUAUAUUAGAUCUGAAGAGUUUUGGAAUUUGUAUAAAUGAAACUACUCCAGUAUUUUGUACCUUGUAGUUGAUUUUAGCUGGUCAUCUAAUGAAAUAUACUGUAUUAGCUGCUUAAGGCUAUCCC